Bombus pyrosoma is the source of this 1843-nucleotide messenger RNA. It is a transcript of the gene sturkopf, whose product is annotated as lipid droplet-associated hydrolase. The transcript is spliced from 4 exons. NCBI's taxonomy places the organism in Eukaryota, Metazoa, Arthropoda, Insecta, Hymenoptera, Apidae. Gene Ontology annotation, molecular function: lipase activity. The record is from RefSeq and is a predicted model, not a curated record. Gene Ontology annotation, biological process: lipid storage. Bases 220 to 1149 code for a protein of 309 amino acids. Gene Ontology annotation, cellular component: lipid droplet.
AGUUUCAUUUCAAUAUCAUAUUCAAUGCAUGCAUAUGUACAAUAUAAAAUAUCACCAAAAUUGUAUUUCGAUAAUUAUGUAUUAAUGUUAAAGAUAUAGCUUCUUAAAAUUGUAAUUUACUUAUACUUAUCAUAAAAGUACAGAAAUCUGUUACUGGAGAAUGAAAUGUCAUUAAUUGAUUAAGAAGAACACAAAAUUCGAAGAAAAGCGAAAAACAAUAUGCAACGUGCUAUGUUACGAAUAAAUGGCAUACCAACUCAAGUAAUUACAGAAGGUCGUUGGGUAGAAGAGGGCCUUGCAGAGUAUGGUAAGAAAGACAUAGUACUUGUUAUUACAGGUAACCCUGGCAUUGCAGAAUUUUAUGAGGGAUUUAUAAAAACUAUAAAAUCAAGACUUCCUACUGAAGUACCCGUUUGGGUGGUUGGAAAUGCUGGUCAUGUACAACCACCGAACAAUUUGGCAAUUACUAUGCCAAGUAAUUCAACUUGGAACGAACAUUAUAGUUUAAUGGCACAAUUAGAGCACAAGAAAGAUUUCAUAAAAAAAUAUGUACCAGAAGAUGCAAGAUUGCAUCUUAUUGGACAUUCAAUAGGCAGUUGGAUGAUAUUAAAUAUACUAAAAGAUGAUAUCAUUGCUAAAAAAAUAACUAAAUGUUAUCUAUUAUUUCCAACCAUAGAACAUUUAGCUACAACCACUAAUGGAUGGAUAUUCACUAAAAUUAUAUCACGCAUUGCAUUCUUUCUCAUUUUUUUUGCUUGGAUUUUUCAAUGUCUUCCACAUGUUUUACAAAUCUUUUUUAUCAGUAUAAUAGCACCAUUAAAAGGAAUUCCUUCAAAAUACAAUAACGCAGUACAUCAAUUGCUAAAUCCUCAUGUUAUAGAAAGGAUAAUUAAAAUGGCGAAGGAAGAAAUGGAAAUAGUAAAAGAACGAGAUGACGACAUAAUUUCAAAAUAUGCAGAUAAAUUAUGGUUUUAUUAUGGUAAUUGUGAUCAUUGGACACCAGUUAAAUAUUAUGAAGAUUUGAAAUCUAAACAUUCUGAUCUCAAUGCAGAACUAUGUAAGCAUGGUUAUCAUCAUUCCUUUGUUUUGCAAUAUGAUAAAGAAAUGGGAAAGCUUGUUGCCGAUGUAAUUAAUGAUAACAUAUUGUAAUCUUAAGAAAGAAAAAUGACAAUUAAUCUCUUUGUCAUAUUUUUAAAACAUAUAUUUAGUUGAUAAUUAAUAAUUCAUAUUAUUUUAAAGCUUUUAUUAAUAUCUUAGUAGUUAAAUAAUUGUUUAAUGCUACUUAAAACUUCUCACAUAAAAAACAUUGGUGCAAUAUGUUUACAUUCAACCUUAUUAAAAUCAUAACUCUGUGAUUUGAAAUCCAAAUUUUAAAUGUUUUUACAUGAAAAACAUGAGUAUAGGGAGCACCAUGUUAUUCAAUUCAUGCUUAAUGUCACUAAGUGUUUCAUCAUGUACUAGCUUAUUAGCAGUAACUUGUGAGAGAUAUUGUAUUAUAUGUAAACAUAUUGACAGUAUAUUAGAUGAUCAAUUAAAUUUGGCUCUUUUAUGAAUUUCAAAAUUGAUCAUGGAUUUUUCCAUUUAUGAAGUUAUCUUCAAGAAUUUUGGUUUUAUGUAUGUUAUAUGUGUGUCUUUUAAUUUAAUUUUAUUGUUAUUUAUUAUAUCUAAAUCGCGCGCGUGUGUGGCGCGUGUAUUGGUGAAUACAAUUCAAAAUAAAAUACUAAUAUUUUAAAAUUUUGCAUGUUGUGCGAUUUCAAAAUCACAAAAUUAGUACGUUCUGUACUGAAACAAUGAAGCCUUAUUUACUUUAUAUGUUAAGAAAUAAAUAUGUUAUUAUACGGUA